Macroventuria anomochaeta is the source of this 1620-nucleotide messenger RNA. Its product is annotated as cytochrome P450. Gene Ontology annotation, molecular function: heme binding; oxidoreductase activity, acting on paired donors, with incorporation or reduction of molecular oxygen; iron ion binding. The transcript is spliced from 3 exons. The record is from RefSeq and is a predicted model, not a curated record. Bases 33 to 1595 code for a protein of 520 amino acids. NCBI's taxonomy places the organism in Eukaryota, Fungi, Ascomycota, Dothideomycetes, Pleosporales, Didymellaceae.
GCCGUGCCAGUUCCCAUCAGAUCGACCCCAACAUGGAGUCGCAAACAGCCCUGAAUUCGAGCAAGCUCUCGUCCAUCGUGCUUCUGACCAGUGUUGUGUGGCUUUUUACUCUCUGGAUCGCGUACCGGAUCGCUAUUGCUCUUUACAACAUCUCGCCCUUCCACCCACUCUCUCGGUUCCCUGGUCCCAAGAUCGCGGCAGCAUCCUACCUGUACGAAGCCUACUACGACUGGUGGCUCCUUGGACGAUAUGGCAAAGUGAUUGUUCGCAUGCAUGAACAGUAUGGUCCUAUCGUCAGGAUCAACCCAGAUGAGCUCCACUGCUCUGAUCCUGCUUUCACCGACGAGAUCUAUGCCGGCCCUGGACGCGUUCGCGACAAGUGGCAGCAUCAGCUGAACACUCGUGGUGCCGGACCUGUCUCUGUCACUGGUUUCUCUACAGUCGAUCAUAAUCUCCAUCGUGCACGCAAGGCGCCCCUCUCCAAGUUCUUCUCCCGUCAACAAAUGUUAAAGUUGGAGGGUGAGGUGCAUGACUUCGCUCGACAGACCACGGACAAGAUGUUGACUUUUGCCGGCAAAGGAGCUUUCGAUGUCAAGGAAGCCUUCAACUGCUUCACUGCAGAUGUUAUCUCCCAGUAUGCUUUUGGUGAGCCUAUGGGUUUCGUCGCUCAGGAGAGUUGGGAGCCGAACCUCGCUACCUGGACCAAGUCCUUCUUCAAGAGUGCGUACAUGAUGAGGCACAACGCACUCGCACGGAAAACGGCUCAAGUUAUGCCUUUGAUGGCAGACUACCUGGGCGAAGAUAUCAAGUCAGUGAUGAGACAGAUGAAUGUCGUUAUCCCUGGUUACAUUCAGCAGGCAGUCAAAAACCCGGAGAAUGGCAGAGUUUUCGGGAGUCUUGUCGACUCGACGGCACAGCUAGAAAAUGAGACAUGGGAGGAGACUAUGUUCCGUCUCAAUGGUGAAGGCUUUAACUUCCUGCUUGCUGGUACCGAAACUACUGCUGCCAUUCUGACCGUCUUCACAUACUGGGUACUCGCAAAGCCUGAAGUCUAUGCUCGCCUCAUGCAGGACCUCAAUGGCCUGAACGGACAGAACAUUAAAUGGGUCGAGCUCGAGAAGCGACCGUACUUCUGGGCCAUCCUGCAAGAAUGUUUACGAAUGAUGCCUGGUGUCUCGCACAGGUCCGCACGAGCUGCACCCCAGGAAGAGUUAGUCUACAAGAGCCAGGAUGGAAAGACCGAAUUCGUGAUUCCCAGAAACACUCCCAUCGGCAUGACCUCGAUGAUCAACCACUGGAACAAGGAUCUCUUCCCCAACCCUGACGAGUUUACACCUGAAAGAUGGCUCAUCAAUGGCCAGCCGAACUAUCAGCUGCAGAAGAAGCUGAUUGCUUUCGGAAAGGGCAGCCGAUCGUGCAUUGGCGAGAAUCUGGCGUACUGUGAGCUACACAUCAUGGCAGCCCUCAUGGCAUUCUACGUUGUCCCAAGAUCUAAGCUUGUGAACACCACGGUGGAAGACAUCUCUUAUGACCAUGAUCUUAUUGUUGUACAGACGAAGAAGGGCUCAAUCUCUGUCCGCAUUGCCAUUGAGUAGUCAAGCAAGCCAAUGAAUCACAAAC